UGCUUGGGCAUUGCCCAAAUGAAAGGAACCAUUUUCAGAGCUCCCAGAGUGUUAAGGAGGCUGGAAGCCAGAAUGUGUGAGGAAUGGGCCAAGGAGCUGAGUAUGUUUCUGUUGCAGAAAAAAAGGCUCAGGGGAGACGGAUCUACAAAGAUCUAAAAGGCUAAAAGCACACAGAGUGGCUUGAGUGAGGGUCUUCUCUAUUGAGACCGAAGAAAGGAGGAGAACUAGCUGAAAUUAAAAGAAAGAUUGACUGCUGAAUAAUUAGGAAGAAGUUGCUGUCGGGGAUUGAAAAUGUGCCAACAACAAUGCUAGGUUUACAAUGGGAAGUGUCACACUUCGCUAUUUUUGCUAUGGCUGUCUCUUUACCUCGGUAACCUGGACAGUUCUGCUGUUCAUUUAUUUUAAUUUCAGUGAAGAGGCCCAAUCUUUUAAAAAUGUGCCCAUCAAGGGGCUUGAACCUCAGAAGCCCUUCUCCAAAAGAUUCUAUCCCCAGCUUGUGAACGGACCAGGACGAAUGCAGGAAUCUAAGCCCAGAUAUGGCAAGAUCAGGAAUCCCUUGGGAAAUGCUGUGCAGGAUCUCCUCAGGAGUGAUACAGAGUUUUCCCCUGAAAUGGGUAUGAUUUUCAAUGAACAGGAUCAGGAAGUGAGAGAUUUGGGCUACCAGAAGCAUGCUUUUAAUGUGCUCAUCAGUAACCGAUUGGGAUAUCACAGAGAUGUGCCAGAUACGAGGGACAGAAAGUGUAAAGAAAAAAUAUAUCCUCAUGAUCUUCCUUCUGCCAGUGUUAUAAUUUGCUUCUAUAAUGAAGCUUUCUCGGCCUUGCUUCGGACUGUUCAUAGCGUUCUGGAUCGAACACCAUCUCGUCUUCUCCAUGAAAUCAUUUUGGUGGAUGAUAGAAGUGAAUUAGCUGAUUUAAAAGAAGACUUGGACAUAUAUUUAACAAAAAAUCUUCCAAAUAAAGUGAAACUAGUAAGAAAUGAAAAGCGUGAAGGGCUAAUUCGAGGGAGAAUGGUUGGAGCUUCCCAUGCUACAGGAAAGGUGCUUGUGUUUCUGGACAGCCAUUGUGAAGUGAACGAGAUGUGGUUGCAGCCGUUGCUGACACCCAUCCAGGAAUCCCGCAGGGCAGUUGUUUGUCCUGUGAUUGAUAUCAUCAGUGCGGACACGCUGACCUACAGCUCUUCCCCUGUUGUCCGCGGAGGGUUCAACUGGGGCCUUCACUUUAAAUGGGAUCUCGUUCCUUUGUCAGAGUUGGAAGGACCCGAACAAGCCAUCGCCCCCAUCAGAUCCCCCACAAUGGCAGGAGGCUUGUUUGCAAUGGACAGAGAAUAUUUCAAUGCGCUUGGACAGUAUGACAGCGGCAUGGACAUCUGGGGAGGGGAAAAUCUGGAAAUAUCAUUUCGGAUUUGGAUGUGUGGAGGCAAACUUCUCAUCAUCCCUUGCUCCAGAGUAGGGCACAUCUUCCGUAAAAGGCGUCCCUAUGGGUCUCCAGGAGGGCAGGACACAAUGGCACAUAAUUCUCUACGCCUCGCACAUGUGUGGAUGGAUGAAUAUAAGGAACAGUAUUUUGCCUUGCGUCCAGAGCUACGAACAAGGAACUAUGGGAAUAUUACUGACCGUGUGGAAUUAAGAAAAAAAUUGAACUGCAAGUCAUUCAAAUGGUAUUUAGACAAUGUGUAUCCAGAGAUGCAAAUCUCUGGGCCCAAUGCCAAGGUUCAGCCUCCGGUCUUUUUCAAUAAAGGACAGAAAAGGCCAAAAAUACUGCAACAAGGAAGGUUGCAUCACCUUCACACUAAUAAAUGUCUGGCGGCGCAAAGCCACCCGAGUCAAAAAGGAGGACUUGUGGUGGUCAGGGAAUGUGACUACAGUAAUAAAAAUCAGGUAUGGAUAUAUAACGAGGAUCAUGAAUUAAUCUUAAAUAACCUCUUGUGUUUGGAUGUAUCUGAAACGCGCACGUCCGAUCCACCACGCCUUAUGAAAUGUCAUGGCUCCGGAGGAUCUCAGCAGUGGCUACUUGGGAAAAACAAUAGGCUGUAUCAAGUAUCUGUUGGGCAGUGCAUGAAGAUGGUUGAUCCACUUAAUCUCAAAGGCUACGUCACCAUGGCCAUAUGCGAUGGCUCCUCCCUUCAGCAGUGGCGCUUGGAGAAUUGAGUACCGCCUCAAGGAAUGCCCACUUGUGCAGGGACUCUUAGCUUUCUGCAUUAUUUUCUGAGGCUGGCAAUCCUUGCUGCUAUUUCUAUCCCUGAACACUUAAAGGAAACUAUUUUAAUGAAGGUCAGAAAUCACAGUGCACGGCAAUCUUCAAGUUGGAGCAGAAGUGGUUGCAUUUCUUGCCCCUUCUUUCUGCAGGAGUAGAAGUGCGAUGACAUUCCUCGGAGUCCAACCGUGUAGAGAAAUAUUUUAAAUGAUAAUUAGGGCAAUGUAAUUUAAUUAGUGAAUGCAUCUAAUGAAGCCGGCCUACAUGGUCUGUCAGAAAACUACCGUGUUUUGCCAGUAUUUUUUGCAGAAGUAUUAUGGUACUUUUUCCAUUUGAAUUUAUGGCUGGGAUUCUGGAGAAAAUUACAUUUUAACUCUUGUCUUUUUUGUAAAUAAUUUUAUUAAUUUUAAUCUAAUAAAAUGUCCAUCUCAAUGUCCUAUAAUAUUUGAACCAGUUCAGGGUCCCAUUUUAAUGAUUCCGAAGACCAAGUAGCACUUGCCUGCUUCAAUGCAGCUCCAGUGCUGUACCCCCCCAUCCCCUCAGGCUCCCUUAUGUGCCAGGAAGCCCAUACGGGGCGACUAUGAGAUUUGCAGCAUCAAAACAGUCUGGAUUUUGAUUCCCAGAAUUCCUCACCUGGCAUGUUGCCUGGGAAGUUCUGGGAGUUGAAAUGCAGAUAUCUCAAACUUAAGGUUGAGAAAUUCUGCAUGAGAGAAUGAUUGACAAAUGAGGGGCAAAGGGCAGGUGGCAUAACUUUUCUGUUCUUCCAAAGCAAUUUGAAAUGCCACAGUACGCGACAGCAUUUUUAAAAAGUUUACAGGUAAUAUGUGACUAUAAUAGACACUGCCCAUUACGGUUGCAUGUCGUAUACAACCUUUUGCAGCAAUUGUUAGGCAAACCAAUGGUUCUCUCUCGAGACACCUUUUGCUGAACAUUGGAUGUAAAUGUCAGUUUUUGGCAAAACCAUUGUAAAACACAGUCAAUGAUUGUGGGAUGCUGCAGCUGGCCAUAAAUGGAGCUAUUUUGAAAAGUGCCCAAAUUUUGGUUAGGUGACUGUGGAGGGACAAGGCUCCAUCAUCAGAAUUUUAAAUCCAGGUCAUAAAAAAAUCCCCAUUUGGAUCAGUUAUAACUUCAGAUGGCAGCUAAGCGAUGACCCUAAUUUGUUACUUGAUUUUUAUCAUAUUCAGUUCUACCCCAUUUGUUCGGGAAGAGGUUAAAAAAACCAGAUCAUUUUACAAGUUAUUGAUACACACAAAUAUUUGUGAGAAGCUUGAAUUUGAUAAUGGAUUGAAAACUUCCAUUGGGAAACCUGGUCCUUAAUUUAUGCAGUGCAGUUUAAAGUCCACAUUAAGGAUUGCGAAUGGGAUUAGAUUCUAGUUAAGGUUUUGAUAUUCCUUUUUAAAAUCAGGCAGCACAUAAAAAGUAUGUCUAGAAAAAUGUUUUAUGAUUUAUCUUUUGCAAUAUCAUGGAGAGAGAAAAAUAUCCAUUUUUAUGUAUUUUGUAUUGCAUUUUUUAUUAUUAACACUAGGUGUUUUUGACACUCAUAUUAGCAACUGUCCUUUUGGUUUCUAUUGUACAUUAAAUGCUUGGUUACCUUAUGCCAUUUAUGAUUUUUUAACUUUUGUAACAGUACCUUUUAUUUUAAUUCAGUGAAACCAGCCAGUCUGUUAGUAGUAGAAAGCUCUUCCUAGUCCAGGAGGUUACCUAAUUAAGUGUGCAGAAUCAACUGUGCUCUGUUCAUAAGAUAUAAUCAAAAGCUUUGUGGGGGAGAAAGAGAGGGCUUACAAUAGUUUUAAAUAGGCUUUUUUUAAAAAAUCCAAAAAUAAAGGAGGUUCUAUAACUGAUAAGGAUGUCCAAAAUGGAAAAAACUAGAACUACUAGCAUGAUCAUUUAUUAAAUAAUAUAAGUUCUGCUAUGCAUAAAACAUAAUCUGCACAAUUAUGUUUUCUAUACUUUUUAUAUUACAUAUGCAUCUGUUUUUGUAGAAUUGGGAUUUGGGUACAGCAUUGAGCUAUCUAAGGUAUCUUCUUGAUGGCAAAAACAGCCUCUUUGGUGUAUCCCUGGAGAUAAUAUAUUCAGGAUGUGCUGCAUCCUGACAUAAAGGAAAAUAUUAAAAUAUUUAUAGAUGUAAAAUAUUUUAUUUGUAAAUGCCAAUUUUCUAAAUUUGUUUCCACAAAUUUCAAAGCCCAUAACACUCUGUAUACUUCAAAAAAUCAUUUUUGCCAACAUUAGAUAACUAUUAUACAGAACAGAAUAAAAACCUGUAAGACAAAUACUGGUAGGAUGUUGGAAUAUUGUACAAGAGAAGAAAAAUAUUCAAGAAACAAAUUUCAUACAGCUAUUAUCAAGAGAAAAAUAUAUACAAUGAUUUAUUCUGUAAGAUAAAAAUACAUCAUGCCAUAUACAUUACAAGUUCAGACCUGUAUCACUGAAUAUACUACCAGUUUUACAGUCCACUUUAGCUGUGCACACAAAAAAACUUCAUUUUUUUAAUAUUUAGACUGUGAAGUGUCAGUACCAGAAUUAAAAGUACAAAAUAAAAAAGCUAACCUGGUUCAAAAUGUUGAUUAGGGUUCUACAAGCAAACACAAACAGUGUUUAUUUUUUUAAAAGAAAUGUAAACAAAAACAAUUCAUACAAACACAUUUUAAAUUACUUUUUUUUCCUCAAAAUCCUAUUGGCAGAGUCCUGCAGCUGAAAGCACAAUUCCUAUAAUUUUUUUCCUUGAUUUUACUUUU
Thamnophis sirtalis is the source of this 4927-nucleotide messenger RNA. RefSeq names its product polypeptide N-acetylgalactosaminyltransferase 11 (gene GALNT11). Gene Ontology annotation, biological process: regulation of Notch signaling pathway; protein O-linked glycosylation. Gene Ontology annotation, cellular component: Golgi apparatus. Gene Ontology annotation, molecular function: Notch binding; polypeptide N-acetylgalactosaminyltransferase activity. NCBI's taxonomy places the organism in Eukaryota, Metazoa, Chordata, Lepidosauria, Squamata, Natricidae. The record is from RefSeq and is a predicted model, not a curated record.